UCGGCCCGGCCCUGCAGACGUCUGGUCCCCCCCCCGACUUCGCCGGCCCCGUGGACCGCAGGAGCCGUGGCGCCGAGGCCCCUGCUGCCCGCGGCCGGCCCGAGACUUACAUAACGGGCCGCGAGGCGUGCUCUCGCGAGGUUUCCGCCGCCCCCCUCUUCGUUCCACGUCAGAGGGAACCGGGCGGAGCGGCCAACAUGGCGGAACGCAGGCGGCACAAGAAGCGGAUCCAGGAAGUUGGUGAGCCAUCCAAAGAAGAGAAGGCUGUAGCCAAGUAUCUGCGAUUCAACUGUCCAACAAAGUCCACCAAUAUGAUGGGUCACCGGGUUGAUUAUUUUAUUGCUUCAAAAGCAGUGGAUUGCCUUUUGGAUUCAAAGUGGGCAAAGGCCAAGAAAGGAGAGGAAGCUUUAUUUACAACCAGGGAGUCUGUGGUUGACUACUGCAACAGGUUAUUAAAGAAGCAGUUUUUUCACCGGGCUUUGAAAGUAAUGAAAAUGAAGUAUGAUAAAGACAUAAAGAAAGAAAAAGAUAAAGGGAAAGCUGAAAGUGGAAAAGAAGAAGAAAAAAAGAGCAAGAAAGAAAAUGCAAAAGAUGAAAAGACAAAAAAGGAAAAAGAGAAAAAAAAAGAUGGUGAAAAAGAAGAAUCCAAAAAGGAGGAAACUCCAGGAACUCCCAAAAAGAAAGAAACAAAAAAAAAGUUCAAACUUGAGCCACAUGAUGACCAAGUUUUUCUGGAUGGAAACGAGGUGUAUGUGUGGAUCUAUGACCCAGUUCACUUUAAAACAUUUGUCAUGGGAUUAAUUCUUGUGAUUGCAGUAAUAGCGGCCACGCUUUUUCCUCUUUGGCCAGCAGAAAUGAGAGUGGGUGUUUAUUACCUCAGUGUGGGCGCAGGCUGUUUUGUAGCCAGCAUUCUUCUCCUGGCUGUUGCUCGUUGCAUUCUGUUUCUCAUCAUCUGGCUCAUAACUGGAGGAAGGCACCACUUCUGGUUCUUGCCCAAUCUGACUGCGGACGUGGGCUUCAUUGACUCCUUCAGGCCUCUGUACACACACGAGUAUAAAGGACCAAAAGCAGACUUGAAAAGAGACGAGAAAUCUGAAAGCAAAAAACAGCAGAAGUCUGACAGUGAGGAAAAGUCAGACAGUGAGAAAAAAGAAGAGGAGGAAGGAAAAGUGGGAGCAGGCCAUCGUGGAACAGAAGGCUCAGCUGGAGAGCGGCACUCGGACACAGACAGUGACAGGAGGGACGAUGACCGGUCCCAACACAGUAGUGGAAAUGGGAAUGAUUUUGAAAUGAUCACAAAAGAGGAACUGGAACAGCAGACAGAUGGAGAUUGUGAAGAAGAGGAGGAAGAAGACAAUGAUGAAAUUAGGAAAUCCAGACUGAUUUGUACAUCUGAUUCAGAGGAAGGUGGUCGUCUCCAACAGAAGUCAUAAACAGCCUCGUUGGAAGCUAUUGGCUCUUCUUCCUUCCCCAUCUCUGUGUCGUAACGUGAAAUGUAUUCUGUACAUAAUUUACAAAGAAAACAAGCAUUUUAUUUUAAUUCUUAUUAUUUAGGCAUUUUUCAACACUUCAAUUUGUAAAAUUAAGUCCAUGUAAGAGUAUGUUUUUAGAAAAAUGGAAGUUUCAGUAACCCACAGAACAUUUGUGAUCUUUCUACAGCAGCUUCAGUUUUGUGCCAACAUUCCAUGUAUUUGAGUAAAAACUGAUCCUUAUUAAACAAGAGCAGACGUAAAGUAGCUGUUUGUACGCCUUAAUGUUCUUUUGACUUAUUUUCAAUCUCUACAUUCAGAAAUGAGGUACUGUAUUAUCAGACCAGAAGGCACUGCUGUGAAAGAUAAUUUACUGUUCUAAACUAUCAAUUUAAAAUAAAGAAUAUAAAGAAAAC
Messenger RNA from Ochotona curzoniae (black-lipped pika), 1885 nucleotides. RefSeq names its product SEC62 homolog, preprotein translocation factor (gene SEC62). The coding region runs from base 198 to 1433 and encodes 411 amino acids. Gene Ontology annotation, cellular component: endoplasmic reticulum; endoplasmic reticulum membrane. The transcript is spliced from 9 exons. Gene Ontology annotation, biological process: post-translational protein targeting to membrane, translocation. NCBI's taxonomy places the organism in Eukaryota, Metazoa, Chordata, Mammalia, Lagomorpha, Ochotonidae. The record is from RefSeq and is a predicted model, not a curated record.